Messenger RNA from Aspergillus candidus, 3962 nucleotides. Its product is annotated as putative C6 transcription factor (Mut3). The transcript is spliced from 4 exons. Gene Ontology annotation, biological process: positive regulation of transcription by RNA polymerase II; DNA-templated transcription. The record is from RefSeq and is a predicted model, not a curated record. NCBI's taxonomy places the organism in Eukaryota, Fungi, Ascomycota, Eurotiomycetes, Eurotiales, Aspergillaceae. The coding region runs from base 506 to 3784 and encodes 1092 amino acids. Gene Ontology annotation, molecular function: DNA-binding transcription factor activity, RNA polymerase II-specific; sequence-specific DNA binding; zinc ion binding. Gene Ontology annotation, cellular component: nucleus.
AAGGGAAAACGAAAGAAAAAUAAAAAGAAGAAUAUAACAAAAAAAUAAAUAAAAAAAAAUAAAUACAGAGAAAAAAAAAGGAAAAGACGAGGAAAGAGAAAAAGAAAGAGCAAGACAGAAGAGAAUCAAAAAAGGAGACAAGAACGGGCCCACAGGAAAAAAGCUCCAUCGCGGCGUCUAUCGCUAAACGGCUUUUUCGAGACUUCUUCCUCUUGCAUCACUUUCUCCUUGGCCAACUCUCCACAUCGGGACAUGCAACAGGGCCAGAUUAUACCCCAUCACCAUCGUGCGAUCAAUCCCUCGACUCAAUAUUGCUUCUGGAUGUGAGAACCAACUUUCUUUCCCCCGCCUAUCCUCGAAUCUCUCGCUUUUCGUCCAUCCCGAUCGCUCGUAUCGCAAACCCACUUAUACGGACAAUACGAAUCGAUUACUCUGCAUCUCUUCUUCUAAUCUGUUCCUUCUUCCCCUUACAUGACGUCCGCCACUCUGGACCCCCACGUUCAUCAUGACCACUCCGUCCUCGUUCAGCGCCACGGCGGCCGACAAUGUGAACGAGGACGAUCCCCACGAUGCCCUCCAUUACACCCUUGAGGAUCCUGACCCUGACGUCCACAUGGGCGACGACUCCUUUCCCGAUUCCAAACCCAAGGAAUCGCUACCCAUGCAGAAGAGACGUCGGGUGACCCGGGCCUGCGAUGAGUGUCGGCGCAAGAAGAUCAAGUGCGACGGGAAGCAGCCUUGCACCCACUGCACCGUCUACAGCUACGAAUGUACUUAUGACCAGCCGUCCAACCGUCGGCGCAACCCCGCCCCGCAAUAUGUCGAAGCUCUGGAACACCGUCUCCACAAAGCCGAAGCGCUCCUCCGGGUCGUCCUCCCGGACCUCGAUCUGGAUGACCCCCGAUUCGACGAACAUGCCACCGAACAGAUGUUGGCCGCGAUUCGGCGGGAGUCGCAGCAAUCGCACUCACAAAUACCGCCCCCGCCACCGUCCCAACCGGCCCAGUCAUCGCAACCUUCCGUCGCUCCGAAUACCCCCCAGUCGGUGACAAUCACCGGAGGCCCAGGAGAUGAGACUCAACCUUCGACAUCCGCGGAGAAUGACUCGGCGGGGGAUGAAUCGAUGCUCGAGUCCAUGGUGGAAAACUCGGGUUGCUUGGAUCUAGACGACCAAGGCCACUGGGACUACCACGGGCACACCUCCGGCAUCAUCUUCAUUCGGCGCCUGCGGAAGCAGCUGGGAGCGUCCGACAUGCAACCCCCCUCCAUGAAGACCCGGCCGGUGCAGCAGAUGCUGGAGAGUCCCAAAUCGGUCUCCGACUCGCCCCAGGAUGCCUCCCUGCCGCCCACGCAGGACCUGCCGUCGCGCGACGUCGCACGGCGUCUGUGCCACAGUGCGCUGGAGGACGGUUGCUCCCUGAUGCGCUUCGUCCACGAACCGUCCUUCUACGCCAUGCUGGAGCGCAUCUAUGAUACCCCGACAGAGCAGUUCACCAACGAGGAGAAUUCCUUCCUACCUCUGCUAUAUAUCGUCAUGUCCGUCGGCUGCCUGUUCUCCGACGACGGAACGGGGCUUCUCGAUGUAUCGGGCUACGAGAGCGCGAUCGGUCAAGGGUUUCAAUAUUUCAAGGCUGGUCGACAGCUUUUGGAAAUCACGGACUGUCGCGACCUCACCUCCCUUCAAGCCAUCUGUUUCAUGGUCCUAUUCCUGCAAUCGUCCGCUAAACUCAGCACAUGCUACUCGUAUGUCGGAAUCGCCCUGCGGUCGGCGCUGCGGUUGGGUCUGCACCGCUCCGUGACGGCCAACUUCAACCCGGUCGAACGCGAACUCCGGAAGCGCGUGUUCUGGGUCGUCCGCAAGAUGGAUGUCUACGUGAGCACGCUGCUGGGUCUGCCGCAGAUGCUGAGCGACGACGACAUCGACCAGGAGUACCCGAUGGCCAUCGACGGCGACUUCAUCACCCCGAACGGCAUCCUGCCGGCGCCCACGGAUUACACGCCCCUGAUGGCCGGGGCCAAUGCGCACACGCGGCUGUCGACCAUUCUACUCAAGGUCGUCAAGUACAUCUACCCGGUCAAAAAUGCCCAACAUCGGUCCAAGUCGGAUCAACGUUACGUGGUGAGCCAUUCCAAGAUCCGCGAAAUCGAGCGGGAUCUGCAGGCGUGGAUGGAGGAGUUGCCGGCGACGCUCCGACCGGGGACCGAAGUGUCCCCGCAGCUUGAACGUGUCCGACAAUUACUCCGCAUAAGCUAUGCCCACGUGCAGGUGGUCAUGUACCGACCCUUCCUCCACUACGUCUCCAGCGGUUCGCAGGCUCGAGGCCUGGAUCGACGGUCGUACGCCUGUGCGGCCGCCUGCGUUAGCGUAUCGCGCAAUAUCGUGCACAUCACCACCGGCAUGCACAAGCACGGUCUCCUGAACGGGUCGUUCUGGUUUACCAUGUACACGACCUACUUUGCCAUCCUGUCUCUGCUCUUCUUCGUCCUCGAGAACCCUGACUCCCCGACGGCCAAGGAUGGCAUACUCAAGGACGCCAUGGAGGGCAAGACGACCCUGGGCGGUCUGGCCAAGAAGAGCAUGGCCGCCGACCGGUGCUCGCAGAGCCUGAACUGUCUGUUCAAGAAUCUCCCGGAGCUUCUCAAGAACCGCCAGAGCGCCGUCGCGCCGGUGAAUCUCAAACGGCCGGCGCCGACCAACCGCGUGGGCACAACCAACAGCCCGGCGGUAGCGGCGCGGCUCACGCCCCAACGGUCGAACACCUUCCCGCUCCAACUGCUCACGCGGCCGACCAAGGCGGAGGCCAGCAACACGCCCAAGACCAUGGAUGACAACCACCACCCGUCGCCUCAACCGCGUCCAAGCCAGCCUCCCACGCCCAGUUGGGUCCCCUCCACGCCCGUUCCGCGCAGCGACUCGGUCUCCACACCCGCCACAAUGGACCACCCGCACGGACCGUCCAACAUGUCACUAUCCUCCUUCCCGAUCCCCGGGCACGAACCUUCAGGGACCAGCUAUAGAACACCAUCGGCGCCGCCCCCAUCAUACCCCGGCGGGUCCCACCUCCCCGACCUCAUGCCCAUCAUGUUCCCUUCAGACGACCCGUUCGCAUACCCAACCCAGCCAAUGUCCACCCUUGAAAAUGACCACUUCCGCGAAGACGGGACGCCAUUCGGCAUGGGCUCAAACAACCCGCUCGGUCUCUCCCCCGCCGGUCUCGACAACCUAAACAGCCUCGGCAUGUUCCCGCAUGGGCCAACCUCAAGCGGAGGCAUGAACACUGGCCUACCGAGCCAACUCGCCCAAGCUCCACCUCAACCCCACCACCAAGCCCAGGCCCAACCAGCAAUGAGCCGGUCCCGCCUCCAGUCCCCGGUCUCACACGGCUCCACCACCCCCGGCGAAGCAGUCAACAGCCCCGACCUUGUCUCCAUCCCCAAUCAAAACCAGAACUUCCUCUGGCAGGGCUACAACUUCCAGCCGGGCACAUCCCAACCAACAAUGACGUCCUCGACGGCUGCGCCGGACUUCACCGAUCUGGGAAAUCUGGACGACGCACACCACCAGGCGGUGGGGCCAGGCAUGGGCAUGGGCAUGGGGCUGGACCUGGGGAUUCCGCUGGACGAUAUCUUCGGGAAUGGCGAGGCGUUGCGGAUGGGGUAUGGCAAUCAUCCUUACAACCCUGCCAAUGGGCCGCCUGACGCUGCGAAUGCGAAUGCGAAUGCGAAUAUGAACGCGAAUGGAACUGGAAGUGACGACUGGACGCAGUGGAUGAACGUGGGAUGAGUGACGAUCCCUUCCCUGACUUUAUUGACGGUAAUUCUAAUGACUCGGCAUGGGAAAUGUGGCGUUUAUAUCAAUCAACCUGGUACAUAUAACAUCUACACCUACAUACCACUUACAUACAUACCAUAUAUCUACAUACUUUCUAUCCUACACUUCAGUCUCUCUCUCUCUCUCUCUC